Messenger RNA from Colletotrichum fioriniae, 180 nucleotides. The record is from RefSeq and is a predicted model, not a curated record. Lineage: Eukaryota; Fungi; Ascomycota; Sordariomycetes; Glomerellales; Glomerellaceae.
AUGGCCGAGCUGGCCGACGACAACGGGAAGAAAGGCACACACCGGUUUCAGCACUGCUCCUGGAUCGCGCGAUCGCCUUCACCCUGCCUGCGCAGCGCGGGUACGGCUAUGAAGAAGAAGAAGAAGAAGAAGAAGAAGAAGAAGAAGAAGAAGAAGAAGAAGAAGAAGCAAAUCGCUUAA